Molecule: messenger RNA, 3205 nt
Organism: Monopterus albus (swamp eel)
Lineage: Eukaryota; Metazoa; Chordata; Actinopteri; Synbranchiformes; Synbranchidae
Gene: smarcc1b
Product: SWI/SNF related BAF chromatin remodeling complex subunit C1b
Exons: 28
Coding region: 87-2942 (951 amino acids)
Biological process (GO): cell projection morphogenesis
Cellular component (GO): synapse
Molecular function (GO): protein binding
Source: RefSeq, a predicted model, not a curated record
UGUGUCUCGCGAGAGAAAGCGAGAACACAAAAGCUAGCGAGUGCGCUAGCCAGUGGUCUAUCGAUUUAAGUUAAUCUCAUUUUAUUAUGGCUACAAUGUCUGGGGGUGCAAAUCUCGCAAUUCCUGGGACAAGCCAGUGCAGCACUGGGACGGCUGCGUACCGGAAAAAAGACAGCAGUCCGUCCUCCAGGUUCUGGGAGAGUCCGGAUACUUUAGCCCAGCUGGAGGUGGUGCGGCAGUGGAUCGGGAAGCACUACAAAAAGGUUGUGUUGAUGGACCCUCCAUCAUGCCAGGCUCUGGCUGCAGUCACCAUGCAGCUUCUCCAGUUUCAAGAGGAUGUCUUUGGCAGACAGAGUACCAGUCCUGUUUUAACCAAACUGCCUGCACAGUGCUUCCUUGACUUGCGACCAGGGGGUGGGCUCUGCCACAUUCUUAGCACUGCCUACAAGUUCAAGGCCGACCAAGGCUGGAGAAGGUUUGAUUUGCAGAAUCCAUCAAGGACUGAAAGGAAUGUAGAGAUGUUUGGUGCUAUUGAAAGAGCAUUGAUCCAGAACAACUGUAUGUCGCUGCCUGUGGUAUAUCUGGACCCCACACUGGAUCAGGAGCUGACUAGCAGACUGACUGAUAUUAUCACCAAGCACCAGGGUUCAGUCACUGAGGACCAGAUACUUGCCAGUCACCACAUCUACCCCUCACCUGUGUCUACAGAGGAAGAUGAGUGGAUGCGUCCUGUUUUGCAGAAAGACAAGCAUGUCUUGGUACACUGGGGCUUGUACCCAGAUAGUUAUGACAGUUGGCUAUCCUCAGCUGAUGUCGAAGGAGAGGCUGAAGAGCCGCCACAUCCAGAGAGACCCUGGAGGGUCCAUGCCAGAUGGGUUCUGGACACAGACAUUUUCAAUGAGUGGAUGAAUGAGGAAGACUAUUGUCUGGAUGAGAGGAAUGUGCCAAUCAUCCUCCGUCAGCGUAUUUACCUCCAAGAUGAUCAGGACUCCAAGUCCACUCCCUCCAAAAAGAGAAGACGCUCGCCCUCUCCUCCCUCCUCUGACGGCAGGAAGAAAGGAAAGAAGGGAAGAAGACGUGGACAACAAGAGGAAGAGCCAGAAGAGGACUUGACUAAAGACAUGGAGGACCCUACCCCUGUUCCUAACAUGGAGGAAGUCAUGCUACCCAAGAAUGUCAACCUGAAGAAAGACAGUGAGAAUACUCCUGUCAAGGGAGGGAUCAUGGCUGACCUGGAUGAACAGGAGGAGGAUUUUCCAGGAAGGGAGGACGAUGAGGGAAGAGGAGAGAUACCUCGUCUGUCAGAGGGAGAAGACAAUAUCACAGAACAAACCCAUCACAUUAUAAUACCAAGCUAUACAUCUUGGUUCAAUUAUAACAGCAUUCACUCAAUAGAGAAACGUGCACUGCCUGAAUUUUUCAAUGGAAAGAACAAGUCCAAAUCUCCAGAAAUCUACCUGGCCUACCGCAACUUCAUGAUCGACACGUACCGGCUGAAUCCCCAGGAGUACCUCAGUUCAACAUCCUGCAGACGCAACCUCACCGGAGAUGUCUGUGCUCUCAUGAGGGUUCAUGCAUUUUUGGAGCAGUGGGGUUUGAUCAACUACCAAGUGGAUGCAGAGAGCAGACCCCUACCCAUGGGACCCCCACCCACCCCUCAUUUUAACGUACUGGUUGAUACACCAUCUGGACUGGCCCCCUUACAACACAGACCCCUGCAGGUGUCCGCCUCACAGCACAUGUUGUAUUUCCCAGAAAAGAGCAGAGAGAAGCCUUCAGACUGCCAGAACUUUGGUCUGCGCACUGACAUCUACGCCAAGAAACACCCUAAGACUAAAGGAGCGAGUGCAGGAAGGGAAUGGACAGAGCAAGAGACACUCUUGUUAUUAGAGGCCUUAGAGGUUUACAGAGAUGACUGGAACAAAGUAUCAGAGCACGUGGGCUCCAGAACACAAGAUGACUGUAUCCUCCACUUCCUUCGUCUGCCAAUAGAAGACCCUUACCUGGAAGACUCCUCAGCCUCCCUUGGCCCACUGGCGUACCAGCCCGUGCCUUUCAGCCAAUCAGAUAAUCCUGUUAUGAGCACUGUGGCCUUCUUGGCAUCUGUGGUGGACCCGCGGGUGGCGUCAGCUGCAGCUAAGGCUGCUCUGGAGGAGUUUUCCAGAGUGCAAGAGGAGUCAGUGGAUAAGGUCUGUGAAAUGUCCAACCAGCCUGAAAAAGCAGACUCAAUGAAUGUAGAAAGAAUGGACACAAACUCCACCUCUCAUCAGAUCCCUGUAAGGGCAGAUGGGCUCAAGGUGGAACCCACUGGGGCUAAAGUGGAGGGAAUCAAAAGAGAAAAUGCUGAAAAUAUCCUUGCAGAAGAAAGAGAUGGAAGGGGAGAUGAUGAUGAGAGCGUAGGGCAGAGGGAGGGAGAUGGGGAUGAGGGGAGGAGAGUGAUGGAGCAGGAGCUGGUGGAGGGCGGCGUUCCCAUGCCAGCCGCAGCUGCCUUGUCCUCAGCUGCAACAAAGGCCAAGCACUUGGCAGCGGUAGAAGAGAGGAAGAUUAAGUCCCUGGUGGCCCUGCUGGUGGAGACCCAAAUGAAGAAGCUGGAGAUCAAGCUGAGACAUUUUGAGGAGCUUGAGACCAUCAUGGACCGUGAGAAAGAGGCUCUCGAGCAGCAGCGGCAGCAGCUUCUAUCAGAGAGACAGACUUUCCACACAGAGCAGCUGAAACAGGCUGAAAUAAAGGUGCGCCAGCAGAGGGAGCAGCAGGGUCAGCCAGGAUACACGAUGCAGCAACAUUCAGGCCAGUCUAUGCCCAACCGGAUGAUGCCCGGUGGAGGUAAUGCCCAAGUGAUCGCCCCUCGGCACCCUGGAGCUCCCAACGGCAUGUACCCAUCCUCGCAGUCUGAUGGGAUAGAACCAGCACAGCCCGGGCCUCCAGCAUCCAGUCACAGCUGAACUAACCAGAAAACAGAUGCACACCACAUCUUCUUCAACCAGGAUACACACACAUACAAAUAUGAUACUGAUAUAAUGUUCAGGAAUAACUGCUUAGCAUUGAAGUCUUCAGUAGUCACAUGUUUAUAGGCUGAAAAACAAGCACAUAGCUGAUGUGCAUUUGGUCAACGGCUCUGUCCGUCUUAUGUCUGUGAAAUAUUUGUGCUCUGAUGUCAGAGAUGAGAAAACUGCAGAUUGCACUUGACUCAUUAAAGUUGUUUUAU